Kluyveromyces lactis is the source of this 849-nucleotide messenger RNA. It is a transcript of the gene DFM1, whose product is annotated as Dfm1p. Gene Ontology annotation, biological process: endoplasmic reticulum unfolded protein response. Gene Ontology annotation, cellular component: Hrd1p ubiquitin ligase ERAD-L complex; endoplasmic reticulum membrane. The coding region runs from base 1 to 849 and encodes 282 amino acids. Gene Ontology annotation, molecular function: misfolded protein binding; ubiquitin-specific protease binding. The transcript has a single exon. Lineage: Eukaryota; Fungi; Ascomycota; Saccharomycetes; Saccharomycetales; Saccharomycetaceae. The record is from RefSeq and is a predicted model, not a curated record.
AUGACUAUGCGUAACGAAUUGAUACAGUUUGUAGGACAAAUUCCACCGGUGACCCGAGGAAUAUGUCUCUUAAUGGUGUUAAUAUGUUUGAUCCAACGCUUGAACGUAUUACCGUACUAUUUCAGCGAUUUCAAAUGGUCUUUACGUGGUGUAUUGUUCAAGUUCCAAAUCUGGAGGUUGUUCACUAGUUUCCUCAUCUUACCAAACGAUGCCAUGAAAGCAUGUUUCGACCUAUACGCAGUAUACUCGAAAUCGUUACAUCUCGAAUUAGUGCACUUCAGCAACAAAUCCAUCGAUUAUUUGUUUUACAUAUGUUUCAACUUUGCAUUGAUCGUCGUGCUCGUAGAAGCAUGCCAGAUCUCAUACCCAGUGUUCACUAACGCAUUCAUAGGAAUGAUCCUAUAUACGUGGACUCUGGACAACAGCAACGUGAAGGUAAUGUUCUACGGAUUAUUCCCAAUCUUGGGUAAAUAUCUAUCGCUAGUGCAUCUUUUCGUUUCGUUCUUAUUUGAUGACGGGACCGAUGGUUACAGCAGGUUUUGCGUCACAAUGGUCGGGUUUUGUGCUGGAUACGUUUACUCCUGCCUAGACACAUGGACUUACGGUCCCUUGUACGGUUAUCUGAUGGGGAAGGACCCAGCGUACGGAUUCUCUGGAAGAGGUCAUUUCAGAUCACCAAGAUGGUUCUCCUCGAUCAUUCUAUGGAUAGGACGUGUCCUAUCCAUCACCUCCAAACCCGUUUCGUCAUCAAACAGGACAGACCCCGUGACCAGAAGAAGGUUGAGAACCCCGUUAAAGAAAAGCACUUUCGCUGGAACUGGAAAUAGAUUAGGGACCAAAAUAGACUGA